AUGCCAGCCAUCCACAUCCUCGACCUCCCUGAGGAGAUUGUUGAUAACAUUCUUCAGCAAGCAAUACUGGUUCGCGUCUUGCCGAUUAGGGGCGAUUAUGAAUCUUCGACCGGAAUACCAAGAGUGCUGAGGUUGAGACUGGUUUGCAAGACCUUUGAUGUAAUGUUUCGGCCUGCCUUGUUUGCAACGCGGAUAUUCGACACGUAUCUCCCAGUUUCCGCCGACCAGGCCACGCAAGCUUUGAGCUAUUGGCCCAUUCGCAACAACCAUGGAGCUCAACAACUGUGGCACGCUUACCUCGUCUACCGCGUCCAGAAUGAAACGGACCCUUUGGCACAUCGAUAUUGUGAGGUUCGAACGGCAGCAGAGAGGCUCUUCAACACCAAGCUUACUGACCUGUCAUUGAAGAGUAUAAUUGAAUCUGUCUGCUGGUUAGCGCUCACCAGCGUGGCCGGGAAGGUAGCCUUGAAAACCUACCACAAUCACUUCGUCAUCACGAAUGGCGCAGAUCUCAACUUUCUCAGCGCUGCAGCAUAUCUGAACUGCCAAGACGUGGUCAAGAGCCUUCUCGCGGAAGGCGUUGAUCCCACACAACAUGACGACCUCCUCCCCGCGGCCGUUGAAGCCGCUGCCUUGGCAGGCCACGCCGACAUGCUUCAGAUCCUUCAAGAAAGCCUGCCGGACAUGGUCCGCCCUCCAGCAGACCGUGAGGCUAACCCUCGAGGAUUCAUUGGUCAUGCUACAUUGCCUACAGUCCUUUGCAAAGGGAAAGCAGACCCCCAAGCUAUUGUUGGUGCUGCAAUGAAUGGCGAUGUCGAGCUCUUGAAAAUGGCACUGUAUCCCCCUUCUCGGAGGGAUCCACGAAGCACCGACUAUUUUGGCCAGCCUCAUGGAAAGGUAAAGGAAAGAUCUCUGCCGGGUUUGACUCUAAGGGCUGCCAUGCUGCAUUCGAAAUCAAUCCCUGUCUAUCGUAUCUUGUCCGACUUCUUUGCUCAAAGCACCGAGCCAUAUCCAGCCUGCCACCGCUUGGAUCGUUAUUGCGAGUUUGGCAACCUGGAGAUCGUCAAGCAUUUACUUGACACCGGGGUAAGCGUGAAAAUCGAUUCUUGGAGAAGGGCUAGAUACCCUUCGGCACUCCACGAAGCGUGUCGCCACGGUCACGAGGCCAUUGUUGAUCUUCUGAUUGAACGCGGCGCCCGCAUCAACCAACGUUGCGGCAGAUUCGGAACGCCCUUGUACGGGGCGGUCUCGGGGGGAUUCAUCACCAUCGCCCAGAAGCUGAUCAGCAAGGGCGCGGAAUGCGACUUGGAAUUGCUCAAGCAUUCCUUGUCCAGUGAGUACCCUGACAUGACUAGGUUGUUGCUUCCGCAUCUCUCCGCGAAGGAAGUUUAUAAGAACUUGCACUACCUCACUGAUGAUGAGAUACUGGACAAGAUGCCUUUGUUGGCACUGAUUGGGGAGCACCCGGGGCUGAGUUUUAAGAAUGGAAAGGUCCGGCCGCCUGUGCCUCCAAAGGCUAAAAGCCUCUCGAAUCCCAAGUUGAGAUGA
This is a messenger RNA of Clonostachys byssicola, 1548 nucleotides long. NCBI's taxonomy places the organism in Eukaryota, Fungi, Ascomycota, Sordariomycetes, Hypocreales, Bionectriaceae. The record is from the annotation of a GenBank genome assembly.